UAUAACUGCCGUAAUCGGUAAUUCCCUCGUCAGUUCACUGAAGCAAUGCAAUGUGGUCGGUCGUAAGACCUCGAAAUCUCUCUUCAUUGAAGCAGCUAGGGUUUCCUCUCUCCCUUCUCAAUCGAUCGCUAUGUUCCUCCGCUACGGAAAUGAUACCUCUGAGCGGCGGCGAACUCCGAAGCGGAGAGUUGCUGAAACUGGAUGAGGUCGAGAAAAUCCUCACCGAUGUCAAGGCAGACAACGUCCAAGUUAUCCCCAUUCAGAAACGCGACGAGUUCGUCGAUUUCAUGGUCGUCGCCACCGGACGCUCAGCCUGGCACGUCCGGAACAUCGCUCAGGCGCUAAUCUAUAAGGUUAAGCAAAAGCAGAAAGGGGCGAGAAGGAUGCUACUGCCAAGCGUGGAAGGGGUGGAAGGAGGGAAGUGGGUUGUCAUCGAUUCUGGCAGAUUAGUAAUCCAUGCUUUUGAUGAGAAGGUGAGAUCGUAUUACAAUUUGGAGAAUCUUUGGGAUACAGAUUCAUCAAAAGGAGAUGAAGAUCAGGAUAAAUAUUUGGAGAACGCGUUCGUCAAGGUUCGUCCUAAGAAUAAUUCUAAGAAACGCCCGAAAGCAAUCGCGCCCAGCUCUUGAGAUCGUUAGGGUUUAUGUUUAUGCAUCAUGACCUUCAGGUUUUAAAAAGACUUGGAAAUUCUUAUGAUUGGAAUUUCCUUCUUAUUUGUGAAAAUAUUUGUUUCAGCGGAUAAGUUUUCUAUAUCCAAUGGUGGAUAAUUCAUAACCAAUUUAUAUACUUUGGUAAUGAUAAAUUAUGUAGUGUUCCAGGUUACUUUUUUGUGGAUGCUUUUUCCCAUUUCCUACUAGUGCUUGGU
Cuscuta epithymum is the source of this 862-nucleotide messenger RNA. The record is from the annotation of a GenBank genome assembly. NCBI's taxonomy places the organism in Eukaryota, Viridiplantae, Streptophyta, Magnoliopsida, Solanales, Convolvulaceae.